AUGAAUAUACCAAUUGAUAAUGAAAAUAAUUAUAGCAAUAAUGAAGUAUCACCAUCACCACCACCGUCAUCAGGUUUAUCAUUAUCACAAUCAAUUUCAAAACCAGCAAAUAUAAUAUUAACAGGUGAAAAUGUGGGAUAUAAUGAAAAUGAAAAAUUAGAAAUUUAUAAACCAAUAAUUAAUAAAUUAGAUAAUCAAUAUGAUACAGUUCCUUUAAAUCCACCUCAUGAUUUAUUUAAUAAUCAACCUGCACAAUUUGAUGAAAAUUUACAUAUAACUUAUUAUUCUCAAACAACAACAACCACCAUACAGGGUGAUGAAACACAACAAAUUCCAUAUGGUGAUACUCAACUACCUCAAAUUAUAGUUAGGAAUGGUGAUAAUGAAGAUCAACAACAUUUUAUAUUUGCUUUAAUAUUUUUUAUACUUGGUUUUUUUACUGUUAUAUUUUGGAUUGUUAAUAUUAAAUUUCUCAAAAGUAGAAAUAAAAAUGCAAGAACUUUAUCCAAUCUAUCUAUUAUUUUUACUUUUGUUUUCAUACUUUUAUUAUUUAUAGCAGUUAUUUCAUCAGUUUCUGGAUAA
Dictyostelium discoideum AX4 is the source of this 582-nucleotide messenger RNA. RefSeq lists its product as hypothetical. The transcript is spliced from 2 exons. Lineage: Eukaryota; Evosea; Eumycetozoa; Dictyosteliales; Dictyosteliaceae. The coding region runs from base 1 to 582 and encodes 193 amino acids. The record is from RefSeq and is a predicted model, not a curated record.